AUGGCCAAAGCAGCUGAUCUCGUACAAAAACGACUUGAAGUAGAAAUUAAAACAUUGAUUUCACGUCGUGAACAUGAAUUUCGAUCAAUACAAAUAUUGUAUGAUAUAUCGAGGGAAAUACAAAAAGAUAAGUCUAAAUUAUCUAGUUUUCGUGCCAGAUAUAAAAAUAUAGAAUCCCUGAAGGAAAGUUUUUAUGAAAUUAAUCAGACAAUUAAUUUAAAGCAUUUGGAAGCAGGGUGGAGUAGCGAACCCGAUACAAAACUUUUAGAGUCUUUUGACGAGUUGUAUUAUAGUGUUAUUGAAAUUGCAGAGGCAUGUGCGCUCAUAGAUAGUGGUAGCAUGGAUUCAUUUAUUACCAGUUCUUGUGUUCAGAGACUUGAGUUACCGGUGCGUAAGUGUGAUAUGUCGGUGACAGGAUUGGGUCAGAAUUCUGUACAAUGUAUAAAGGGUGUCAUGCCUAAGCAUUGUGAUGAACCGUGUUUUCAAUUGCCAUUAAUAGUUAUUCAAAAAAUUACAUCAAACAUUCCGGUUGUGCCAUUACCAUCAGAUGUUAGAGAAAAGUUUAGUCAUCUUUAUCUAGCUAACGAUGACUUUGACAAACCAUGUAAAGUCGAUAUUUUGCUUGGAGUUGAAUGUUUCGAUCGCAUAUAUGAUGGAGGUCGCUUUGCUCCGAAUCCCGAGUUUCCAUGUGCCUUAUCAAGUGUCUUCGGGUGGGUCAUUACCGGCCAAUUACGUCAUACAACAAUACUGACACCUUCUAAAUAUGUGACUUCUCUUUUAACUUCAACUAAUCGAUUAGAUAACGUGGUACAACGGUUUUGGGAGACUGAAGAACCUCCCACGACUCGUAUAAAGGUACCGGAAAAUGACAUAUGUGAACAACAGUAUAAACAAUACACUUACCGCGAUUCAGACGGUCGUUAUGUUGUACCCAUAAUGUUAAAAGAUAAUUUCCCUGUAUUAGGUAAUUCCAGUCAGCUUGCUUUAAACCGUUUUCUAAACUUAGAGAAACGUAUGUCUAACGACGUCGGUUUGAAAUCAGAGUACGUGGAAUUCAUGCGCCAGUAUGAAGAAUUAGGUCAUAUGGAUGCCUGGGAAUCUUCUUGUGAAGAUCGAAAUUAUAUUAUUCCUCAUCAUUGUGUUGUUAAACCUGAUAGCACAACUACUCGUCUACGGGUAGUAUUUGAUGCUAGCUGUAUGACAACAAAUAAUAAGUCGUUAAAUGACAUUGUGCACGUAGGUCCGAAACUUCAGAUUGAUAUUAUCGAUUUGAUUACUAACUUUCGCCUACACCCGAUUGUCUUUACGGCGGAUAUAUGUAAAAUGUAUCGGCAAAUACUGAUUCGGCCGGAAGAUAGGUCGUAUCAGCAUAUAUUUUGGCGCGAUGAACCUAAUGGUCCCAUUAAAGAAUAUGAGCUGAAUACGGUUACAUAUGGAGUAAGUAGUUCUCCGUAUUUGGCUAUAAGAACUUUGCAUCAGCUAGCUGAUGAUUAUAGUAAUCAAUUUCCUCUCGCUGCUCAAGUGUUGCGCGAAGAGACUUUCAUGGACGACAUAACAUCAGGUGCCGUCUCCAUAGAAGCUGCUAAACAAUUAAAGGAAAUAUUAGUUACUUUAUUGCAGCUAGGCAAAUUCGAAUUGCGUAAAUGGAGCAGCAACUGUUUAGAAAUCCUUUCCGACAUUCCGUCAGAAUAUUGUCAGUCUUCUAAAUUGUUCACUGAACCUAAUAGUGAACACAUUAAAGAUUUUAGGAAUUAA
This is a messenger RNA of Achroia grisella, 1755 nucleotides long. RefSeq lists its product as uncharacterized. The record is from RefSeq and is a predicted model, not a curated record. Bases 1 to 1755 code for a protein of 584 amino acids. The transcript is spliced from 2 exons. NCBI's taxonomy places the organism in Eukaryota, Metazoa, Arthropoda, Insecta, Lepidoptera, Pyralidae.